GACUACAGCAUGCACCGCGACCGGAAACUACGUCCUGUAGCUUCCGGUUAAAAUACAAAAUUAUGCAGCUCUGCGGUUGUCAUUCACUUUAGCGUGCCUGAAAGCAAUAGCUAGAGAACAUCAUGCUGACCCCAGGGAAGGACGGGAUGCCCAGCAUGAUAGACAGGGCGCUGAGGAUGCGGAGGGAGGAACAGGCUCGUCAGGUGGUCCUGGCCUGGGCUGUGCUCAACGUGUCUCUAGCUGGCAUGAUUUACACUGAAAUGUCAGGGAAAUUGCUCAGCCGUUACUACAACAUCACCUACUGGCCUAUCUGGUACAUUGAACUGGUGCUAGCUUCUCUAUUUAGCCUAAAUGCCCUUUUUGACUUCUGGAAAUAUUUCAAAUACACAAUGUCUCCCUCCACCAUUGCUGUAUCCCCUGAACAGCAUCAACUUCUGGGUCUGAGAAACACAAGUAUUCAUGCCUCUCCGCCCCAAAAGCCAGAAAAAAAGGAGACCCCAGUUCCAGCGCAGUCGUCUCCACUGCAGGGCCAAAGUGUACUAAGUUUCAGCCCCUCACGGCCGGUCACCACCAGCCCCAAGUUCUCCCCCAGCUGUGUACCUGGGUACAGUCCUCCUCUCAGCAGCCCAUCCACCCCAAGCAGUGCUGGGGGGCCCUUUUCCCCCUCAGUGGCUUUUGGAAAGGUAUUGAACUACAGUCCCUCGCCUGGCUCCUCUCCCUACCCCAGCAGCAUUGGACCAGCAGAAGGCUCAAGCCUGAGAGCUCGAUAUCGCACAUCCCCCUCAGUGUUUAACUCCCCUGGAAGCAAGGAAGACUGCAUGCAGGAUUUGAAAAGCCUGGAGAGGUUCCUCCGCACAGAGGAGGAGAGGAGUCACCGCAGCCAGCUAGGGAGUCCAGAGUCUGUGUCUCCGAGCCACAGCCCAACAUUUUGGAACUACAACCGCUCAGUGGGAGAUUACGCCCAGAGCCUGAGGAAGUUUCUGUAUCAGCCGGCCUGCCGCUCUCAAGCCCCAUCUGCCCACAAGGAUGAGACGGACCUGGGCUCCAAACAGGCUGCAGAGGAGGUGUGGGCCAGAAUCACUACCAGUCGCCCUGUAGUGGACCGCAUUGAUAGCUGGACAGCCAAGCUUAGAAAUUGGAUCAGUGACACCAUCUUGGUCCCCCUGGUCAAGGAAAUGGACUCGGUCAACAGCCAGCUCAGGAGGAUGGGCUGCCCUGAGCUCCAUAUAGGAGAGGCCAGCAUAAGCAGCCUGAAACAGGCAGCAGUGAUGAAAGCCUCAUCCAUCCCCACUAUGAACUCUAUUGUUCAAUAUCUGGACAUCACUCCCAACCAGGAGUAUCUAGUGGACCGUUUAAAAGAGCUGGCCCACAGCGGCUGCAUGAGCUCCUUUCGCUGGAAUGGUGGGGGUGAUCUGAAGAACAGGAAGUGGGACACAGACCUCCCCACUGACUGUGCUAUUCUCAUGCAUAUGUUUUGUACAUACUUGGACUCCAGACUGCCCCCACACCCAAAAUACCCAGAUGGGAAAACUUUCACCUCACAGCACUUCAGUCACACCCCAGACAAACUUGAUGUUACCAAGGAGAGCCUCUUCUGCAUCCACCAAAGCAGCACCACUCCCCCGCACUACCAGCUCAUCUACCAGGGACAUAUCUACAGUCUACCCAAGGGCAGGAACAACCUGUUCCACACAAUUCUCAUGUUUCUCUAUGUCAUUAAGGCUAAGGAGUCAGGGAUGCUGGGGAGAGUAAAUCUUGGCCUCUCUGGUGUGAACAUCUUGUGGAUAUUCGAAAACUGAUGCGUUGUCAUUUACAAGUGGACCCACCCCCAAUACUCUGUGGCUUCACUGGUUGGAAUUUUGAAAGACAAUAAAUGCAUAUUUUUGGACAUUUUCUCAAUUUUAUUGUACAAAUUGGUAACAUUCUGUUUUGUCAUUUUAAGGACACAUUUAUGUUUCACCACAGUGUGCUUAUGAUACACUGCAGAGCUGUAUUUUUAACAUUGUUUUUUUCUUAUUUUGUAUUUUGAGAAUGUACCAGCAUCACAGCCUUGUAAAUAAUAUACCUCAGUUAUAUCUGGUGAAUUGUAAAGGGCUCAGACCCAUUUACCAUGAAUGUAAAUACAGUAUGUGUGGACUUGAUUUUUAUCAACUUCAAUAAUCUGGUGCAACUGGUAUAUAUUUUGUUUCUUCCUGUAGUUGAAUGAUUGUCUGCUGUGGUAGGGAUGUUCCUGACAUGCUUGAAGUCAACUACAGAAAUGGGAGUAAUGCACAAAUGGUUCAAGCAUCAAAGUGUUCUGUAGUACUAAGCUGCAAUGCAACACAACUAGUUAGUGUUUAUUUCUUUUGAUAUGUGAUAUGGCAUCCGCCAUUUGUUAAAUUUCAAACCUACAUGCUGUCUUGUUUUCAAUAAUGCCAUUUUACAUUUGUACCAAAAGACUAGAAAAUAAAAUUGAGAUAU
Molecule: messenger RNA, 2460 nt
Organism: Etheostoma spectabile (orangethroat darter)
Lineage: Eukaryota; Metazoa; Chordata; Actinopteri; Perciformes; Percidae
Gene: tmem209
Product: transmembrane protein 209
Exons: 15
Coding region: 123-1799 (558 amino acids)
Cellular component (GO): membrane
Source: RefSeq, a predicted model, not a curated record